Molecule: messenger RNA, 2202 nt
Organism: Paraphaeosphaeria sporulosa
Lineage: Eukaryota; Fungi; Ascomycota; Dothideomycetes; Pleosporales; Didymosphaeriaceae
Product: beta-lactamase/transpeptidase-like protein
Exons: 1
Coding region: 236-1930 (564 amino acids)
Source: RefSeq, a predicted model, not a curated record
AAGCAUCGGAUGAAGAGACUUUCCAAGAUUUUUAUGACCGUUAAAUCCCACGCACACGACGGAAGAAGAUAACGUGCGCAAAUGCGCCUCAAGGCCAAUCUCGAAUGGCAUGGAAGACCGACGCACACUGAGGCGCAAUGUAACGGUAAAGCAAUCACUGUAGAAACAUCGACAAUAAAGAUGCGCUCAUUUCUCGGUUUUCCAGUCAUUCUUCAUCCCAGAUCCCUGAGUCACAAUGAGUCUAAAAGCGCUUUCAUCCUCGUGUUUGUCUCUCAUGUCCAUUCUCACAAAGCAUGCUUCCAGCCAGGACGUGCCCUUCUCGCCUUGCCCACUUCUAGGGCCGCGCUUCCCCAUUCCCACAAACCUGUCAGAAUCUCCGAUAUUCCAAUCAGGACUGGAACAUUUGACGCAGGUCUUCGACGACUACGUGACCAACCUAAACGGCACUUUCGGACCAAUUUCCACGACCACAUCUUUUAGUAUCACACUUUUCUCAACCGAAGAGGAAAACUCUACGCAACCUUCCUUGUACGAGUAUCACCACAGCGCACCGUCUGUCGAGAAUGGAACACUCAGCACAACAGAAGCCAAUGCAAGCAGUGUCUAUCAGAUCGGCGAUUUGACGACGCUCUUUACGACAUGGCUUUUUCUCAUUGAAGGGGGGGAGCAGCAUUGGAUCGAUCCUGUCAGUAAAUGGGUCCCAGAGCUUCUCAGUGCUGCGCAGAACAGGGGGUCCAGCUUUGCAGUGGACUGGGAUGCCGUGACUCUUGGAGACCUGGCUGCGCAUUUAGGAGGAAUUGGAUGGUAUGCCCCAUCCGAAAAAAGCAGUCAGGUCGCGUCAAUGCUUGGAGAUCUGGUGUUGAAGAAUAGCACAAGAGUAACUCUUUGUGAUUCUAGUGAAGGGACGUGCGACCGCGCAGAGUUUCUAACACACUUUGGCGGCCGCGAUGCAGUCUUCGCACCAGGCUCAACGCCUAUCUUUUCAAAUGCAGCAUUCAUCAUCCUCGCUCACGCCCUAGAAACUAUAACGGGACUUUCUUACGCCGCACUCCUCGACCGCUCCAUACUUCGCCCGCUCAAUCUCAAACAGACUACAUACCUCCCAAGUACGGUCGAGGGACCCUUCAAUGGUCUCGCCUCAACACCCCACGACCUCACUAUUGCCCUCAAAAACUUACUUCGCUCUACACUUCUCCCCCAAUCAACGACCCGCCGCUGGCUUAAACCCGCAUCUCACAGUUCUAACCUCGUCAACACGGUUGGUCGCCCGUGGGAGAUCUACUCUCUAGCAGCAACCCCUAUCUCCCCGGUCAUCCCCGUCUACCAGGUCCGCGGCAGCAAAAGCGUCUACGCGUCUCACAUCGGACUCGUGCCCGACUACGGCGCAGGCUUUGUCAUUCUUGCUUCUGACACCAGUGCAGGAAGCCCAGAUCUCAACGCCUAUGCAGACAUUCUGGCUUCCGAAAUUGUCCCCGUGCUCGAGCAAAUCGCUAUCAUGCAGGCUUCCGAGGCUUUCGCUGGGACAUACACUUCCAUAUCGCCCACGAAUAUGACGCUCGUUGUUGCGCAGGCGAAAGACGGCAGCCCCGGUCUCUCUGUCCCACGCUUCCAGUCUGGAGAAAUGGAUGUGAGAGCGGUCUAUGCGGCGUUAAAUGGCGUUGCACCGGAGAGUCUCAGCUUUCGGCUUUAUCCGAGUGACGUCGGGAGCCGCGCGCAGGGACAGGUUUUCAGGGGGGUUUUCCAGGAUAUAUCGGCACUUACAGACACGGGAACGCCUACUUGCGAGACAUGGAGGGACGUCAAUCGAUUGCAGGUGGGUGGUUUUGGAUUGGAUGAGUUUGUCUUUGAGAUGGAGGGUGGAGAGGCAGUUGGGUUGGUGAUUCCUGCGUUUGGAGCUGGGCGUUUAAAGAAGGAGGAGAAGGAUACAUGACUCUUGACGUCGGAGGCGAGCAUUUCUAGGAGCGUUAGCAUGGCUUUUGCGGCAUUCAGCUUCCCGUUGGUUGCGCUUGCUGGUCUGAUAGCCCGCAAACGGACAUCGCUACGAUUGUUCGCGGAAUCGAAAACAAGCUCUCUCUCACUUCAAGAAUCGAAUCCUCCUAGGUAGCCUCCCGGUUUUGGAAAUACCACAGCGGACUUUCCUCGCCUUCCGCAAGCUACUCUCUGAUCGUUAGGAAGAAUAUAUCAAAUAGCGAUCUUGCCAAC